Andrographis paniculata is the source of this 351-nucleotide messenger RNA. RefSeq names its product auxin-responsive protein SAUR76-like. Lineage: Eukaryota; Viridiplantae; Streptophyta; Magnoliopsida; Lamiales; Acanthaceae. The record is from RefSeq and is a predicted model, not a curated record. The transcript has a single exon. The coding region runs from base 1 to 351 and encodes 116 amino acids. Gene Ontology annotation, biological process: response to auxin.
AUGGCGAAGGUAGGGAAGCUCAUCAGAAUUAAGUCAAUGCUGAAAAAGAUGCAGCCCUUCAAGCUCGGCCCUACCAAUUAUAGCUCAAUAAUAGUUGGUAAUUUUUUCAACGAGUGCUCAUCCAAGGAUCUCCACGGCAUCUACAUCGGCAAAUCGCAGCGGCACUACCUCGUGACUUCCGAAGUGAUGGAGAAUCCGCUCUUUCUCGAGCUCUCCGAGCACGGCGGAGAUAAGUCGUUGAUAACUAUCGGAUGCGAGGUGGUUCUGUUUGAUCACCUUUGGUGGAUGCUCGAUAACUCCGAUCCACAUCCGAAGUUGCUGGAUGAGCUCGUCGAGUUCUACUUGUGCUAG